This is a messenger RNA of Dicentrarchus labrax (European seabass), 3037 nucleotides long. RefSeq names its product thrombomodulin. The transcript has a single exon. Gene Ontology annotation, cellular component: external side of plasma membrane; extracellular matrix; membrane. Bases 1271 to 2458 code for a protein of 395 amino acids. Gene Ontology annotation, biological process: cell migration. Gene Ontology annotation, molecular function: transmembrane signaling receptor activity; calcium ion binding; extracellular matrix binding. NCBI's taxonomy places the organism in Eukaryota, Metazoa, Chordata, Actinopteri, Moronidae. The record is from RefSeq and is a predicted model, not a curated record.
AAACCAAGAAGAAAAUAUAGGUGUGCAAAAGAGCAGUUAUGAAGGGGAUGUAAGGGACUCUAUAUAAUAAGGGUGACUGGGUGUAGGAAACAGAUAGUUUGGACUAGAAAAGUUUUGAUUUGAGUUGAACAGUAAGAAGGUUGUACCAGGGUGUAAUGAUGAAAGUGAGCAUUUUAAUGUUAAGAUCAGUCAGCUGAUUUUGUAAUCUGUCUUGUCAUAACUGGCCAUAUUUUCUGCUAAAUUACCAGCAGAGAUAGUUUUAGUAGUAAUAUUCAGAUCUUUACAUAAACCUGCGAUAACAUAUGUUUUUUUGGCCACAAGUUGAGAACUUACACAUAUUGUCACCUUUUAAAGGCCCAGUGUGUAACAUUUAGAAAUGGAAUAUAAUAUUCAAAGGGAGCAGGUGAACUGCCAUGUCUCUAUAGUAACAAAGAAAGAACAAACACCGGAUUUAGAUAGGGUAUUUCGCAAUUUUGUUUCUCCACACGCUUGGAACAUGACGGUAAUGCGAGGGCAACUCCACCGCUAGAUGCCACAAAAUCCUAUACACUGGACCUUAAGUUGAUAUAGUGACCUUGUUAGCAAACAGUUGUGUAUUUACACACAACAUUUAUGGUGCAACAAUAUCAUUUAUUUGGAGUCAUGUUUCUGGCCAUCUGAUUAAGUCCAAUAUUCGCUCUGUUUUAGCUGUUUUUAGUCGCUACCAAAUCCACCCCUUACCAACUGUGUCUGUCUGCUGUGUAAUGGUGAGCAGCUAGUGUACAGUGGGCUUUUAGAGCUUUUCUUACUGAAAAGCAGGCUGAAAAUGAUACUUGUGUAAACUACAAUGGUAAAGUUGUGGGCUGGACAGCUAAACAAUGAGCUGAAAAUCACUGUAAAACUCUGUAAAGCAGAGGGGAGCUGCACUUUCAGGUGGUAAUCCUCUGUAGGUUCAUCACUACGUGUGACCCCUUUCACAUUGUUUUCACAUUGUCAUUUGAUACAUUGUUAUUAUAAAAAUAUCAAUUAUAGCUGCUUUAAGCACAUGUAGUAGAAAAAGUACAAUAUGGACAUUUUAAAUUGUAUUAAAACACUGUAUUAAAAUACAACACUUGGCAAAAUCUACUUACUUUCCACCACUACUAAGACAAAACAAUUAUUUAUUCUCAGGAUUUGGCUCCUGUUUUUGCAUUUUCAGGAUAACAUUGGAAAAAAACAGUAGUGCAACUUUAUCUCAUUUCCUUCCUGUCUUUAACUUUGGCAUUGUCCAGAUGGGUGUUGCUUCCUGAGUAUGGAGCCACAGGCUCUAAAUUCUCUAACUUUAUCCAGCCAACAUCAGAAGAAGAUCUACCGCACAAUGACUGUGUUUGUGCCAGUGAAAAUCAUGACAAUGAUUAUUUUGAUUUCAUUUAUUUUUUCAUUGUCUGUUAAGACAGGGUUUUGCCUAAAGCAGACUGGCACCUGCAGGUCUUUUUGUACUGAGAGUUACUGUAUAACUUUAAACCAAGACAGAGUGGAUUUUAAAACAGCCAAGGAAACAUGCCAUGACAGGAAUGGAGAGCUAGUGACAUUUCAGCCGGAGACAGAUGAGAGCUUCUUUGACUUUUGGAAGCUAGCAUUACGUGGAAACUUCUGGAUUGGACUUUAUUUACCUGCUGGUGCCUGCAGCAACGUUUCAAUUCCACUGAGAGGCUAUCACUGGACCUCUGGAAGUAAUCAGAGUUUUGUUCCAUCCUUCAGCACCUGGAAGGACAGCGAUCAAGUUUGCUCUCCACGCUGUGUGUCACUUUCAAACGAUCAAAAGUGGACAGAGAGGCUGUGCUCGGACAAAACUGACGGGUUUCUGUGCAAAUCAAAGCUCAAAGAUCCAUGCCAGGCAAAAUCUGAUCCAAAUGUUUUCCAAAGCUCUGAAGGCUGUUCAACUGCUCCCUGUGAGCAUACAUGCACAGAUGUAGAAGGAGGUUUUAAAUGCUCUUGUUACCGUGGUUAUAUCUCAGACAGCAAAAACCCUGUGCUCUGCAAACUGUACUGUGCAGAUCAGAAAUGCCCUGCAAUAUGUGACAGAAACACUGGCGAUAGCAUGAAGUCAUGCUUCUGUCCUGCUGGAUUUAUAUUUAAUGACAAUAUGUGUGAAGACAUUGAUGAAUGUUCGAGCGAUCAAUGUGAUCAAGAGUGUAAAAAUACUUUUGGAGGUUUUGUGUGCUCCUGCAGAGAAGGAUUUGUACUUGAAGAUCAAGUCAAAUGCAUCAAAGUCUCAACUCCUAUCGGCAUAGGCCUUGUUAAACCAACCGCCAAUAAUGAUACACUUAAGACUUCCUCUGCUCCUUUUAGUGGUUUUCUCUGGAUAUGGAUUUUCGCUGCCAUAGCCGUGGUAGUGUUUAUACUUGUGAUAAGGUUUUAUGUUGUUAAGCGUCAGAAAGGCAGAGAACAAAACUCCAGUCAACAGUCUUCUGCUCCUGUGGAUAACAUUGAGUGUUAAAUUCAGUCCAAAAAUGGUCCCAUUGGUCCCUUUGGCAUUUACCGUUUGGGAGACUAGUGAAGACUACUUGUCAGAUGGCUGCAGUAGGUAACUUCUCACAAUAAACAUGAUAAAAUACUGAUAUUAUUAAUAAAUAUAUAUACAUUUGAAAUGCACAGGGCUAUUUAUAGUAGUCAUUGCAUAUAAAUAUAAGCAGUAUUAUUGCAUCAUUAACAUAUAAGACAUAUUUGAAUGCAGGAGUCCCAGAUGAAGCUGAGAGUUCAUUUUGAAAUACUACUUGAUAGUUGAUAAAUCUUAACUGUUCUCAUUUUAUGAGCUUAAAAUGUGUUUCAUAUGUAAAUGCAAAGAGCAAAAAGUAAAACAAAUCCUCACAGAAAGUGCCAGCUCUUUAAAUUGUAACUUCCAUGCAUUACCUGAAUAAAUGUAUUAUGUUCUUUUCAACACUGACUUUUACUUCGUAAACAUUAAUGUUUGUGCAUGUGCAUUUAAUUGUUUGUAAAACUAUGAGUGAAGUGAAUGAUGAUUACAUUUUAUGGUCCUUUAUGUAAUGUGUCAUGAAAUAAAAUCUGAAUUCAUUGA